Cuscuta campestris is the source of this 1923-nucleotide messenger RNA. The record is from the annotation of a GenBank genome assembly. NCBI's taxonomy places the organism in Eukaryota, Viridiplantae, Streptophyta, Magnoliopsida, Solanales, Convolvulaceae.
GCGGAACUCUUCCCCUAGCGUUUCAAUCUCUCCCUUUCUUUCGUUGUUCUUCUCGUUCUAGCCCUACGCCUUGAUUUCAUUCGGCGUCAGUUGGUAUCGGAGCCUGGUUCGACGAAUAAAGGAAGAUCUUCCUUCAACAUCAAUGGUGCGUGCACGAGGUCGCGGACGUGGGCAACCUAUGGGUGGCGAACCCCCCCGACGAGAGCAGCGCCUUGACGACGUGGAGGUGAUAACAGAUCUACAGCGGCAGAACGAGAUUAUGCGGCAGCAAAUCGCAGAACUCACGCAGCGCCUGGCGGUGCGAGAUUUGGAGGAUCAUGAGGAGUCAGAUCAGGGCUCCCGAUCAUCGUUUGAGAACCCGUAUCAUCGCGAACCUCGUAGACGUGAUUUUCGCGUCCGUGGUGACUAUCGCGGAGGGUUAGGGUUUAAGGUGGAAAUCCCUAGUUUUUCAGGAACCCUGCAGGCCGAUGAUUUCAUUGACUGGCUGAACGAGGUGGAUCGUAUCUUCGAGUAUAAGGACGUUCCAGAUCGUGACAAAGGAACGAGGUCCGUUGAUGAUUACACAGAAGAAUUCUACCAGUUGAUUGCCCGCAACGAUCUAUCUGAAUCGGAGGAACAACUUGUGGCCCGAUAUAUGGCAGGCUUGCGUCAGUCCUUGCAGGAUGUUCUCAACCUCCAUUCAUUAUGGACUGUUUCUGAGGCAUACAAAAGGGCCCUUGCAGUUGAGAAGCAGCAGAACAGGAAGCCGGUGACCAAUAACCGUCCGGAUCGACCCCAAGAGCCUCGACUGACCACACAGGGAGUCCAAGGGACGCAGGGAGCUUCGAGUAGUACGAUUAAGUGCUAUCGUUGUGGUGAACCUGGACAUAGGGCGAAUGAAUGCAAGAAACCCGCUCUACAGAAGAGCAAGAGCCUGUUCGUGGAGGAGAACAUCGUUGUUGACGAUGAUGAAGUUGAAGAGUUUGGAGGUCCAGUCUAUGAUGAUUAUGCAGAAGAUGAUGUUCUUUACGGGGAUGGUCGAGAGAAUUUGGUUGUGCGCAAGAGUCUUCUGGCUCCAAAGGAUGAUUCUAAAGAUGAUUGGUUGAGGACAAACAUCUUCCACACAACCUGCACCAUUGGAGGAAAAACUGAUGGCCAGACGGAGGUGGUGAACCGUAGCUUGGGAAAUCUUCUACGUUGUUUGGCAGGAUCUAAGCCAAAACAAUGGGAUUUGGCGCUUCCCCAAGCGGAGUUUGCCUACAACAGGUCAAUAAACAGGACCACUGGAUUGAGCCCAUUUCAGAUUGUCUUGGGUCAGAACCCAUCCGGGGUGUUGGACUUGGCCCCAAUUCCACGAGUGGGUCACAAUCAUCCUAGAGCCGAAGAGAUGACAGAGAACCUGAGGAGCAUACAUGAUCAGGUGAGACGUAAGAUUGAAGAAAGCAACAACAAGUACAAGGCACGAGUGGACAAACAUCGACGUCAAGUUCUGUUUGAUGUUGGAGACUUUGUUUGGGCUGUGUUGACCAAGGACCGAUUCCCUGUUGGCGAGUAUGAUAAACUCAAGGAUCGGAAAAUUGGACCCUGCGAGAUAGUUCAGAGGAUCAAUGAUAAUGCUUACCGAUUGCGGCUACCCAGUCACUUGAAAACUUCUGAUGUUUUCAAUGUGAAGCACCUAACUCCUUGUUUUUUGGAUUCUAAAGAUGAUGAUGUGAACUCGAGGACGAGUUCUUUCCAACCCGGGAAGACUGAUGCACGAGAGGAUCAAGACUAACGUGAACUCUUUGUUAAGGCCUUCAUUUUUAAAUUUUUGUGUCUUUGGGCCUUCGGCCUAUCUUUUAGUUAGCCCAUUUAUUUUUAUUCUUAGGCCCGUUUUGUCUUCCAUCUUUUAGGGUUUCACUCCCUUCGUUUUUCAGCUAUUUAUAGCCCGGCUUGUGGGCAUAU